CAGUCAUCAUCAUCGACCAGUCACCGAGCAACACAACAUGAUCAAGUUUGUCGUUCUCGCCCUGUGUGUGGCCGCCGCGGCUGCCGGCGGUGGAUAUGGUGGUGGAUAUGGUGCCCAGAGCCACGUCAGCGUCCAACAGUACAAUCCCUGGGGCAGCAGCAAAUACGGAGUUCACCAGACUCACGCCACUUAUGCCGGCCAUGGCGGUGGAUACGGCGGAUACGGAGGAUACGGCAAGUUUGUCGGAGGACACGCCAAGGUCUACGCUCAGGCCCAGGGAUCUGGUGGAUAUGGACACGGCGGAUACGGCGGUGGACACGGUGGAUACGGCGGUGGACACGGCGGAUACGGCGGUGGAUAUUCCUACGGGUACAGCGCUGAUGUCGGGCACGGUGGAUACGGCCACUAAUUUAAUUAUAUUGAGCGUCGUAACAUCGCCAAUUCAUCGUGUUUGUGUGAUUUAUGAGUGUGGUGUGUGCAGUUUUCUAAAAGGCAUUUAAAAUAUACUGCAAAGGAA
Amphibalanus amphitrite is the source of this 517-nucleotide messenger RNA. Its product is annotated as glycine-rich cell wall structural protein-like. The transcript has 4 exons. Bases 38 to 409 code for a protein of 123 amino acids. Lineage: Eukaryota; Metazoa; Arthropoda; Thecostraca; Balanomorpha; Balanidae. The record is from RefSeq and is a predicted model, not a curated record.